CAAAAAGAUAUGGGCUGUUGUGUGAAAUUUGGAUUGUAUUCAGCAGGAUUCGUUGGGAUUAUUUAUAUGAUAAUCUAUUUCAUAAAUCAGAGUUCACUACCCAGUGGGGUUAUUAGGCUAAAUACUAGCUUUAAUGGCACUGCAGAUGUGUAUAUGGAAGAGAAUGGAGCUGCAAGGAUAGUGGCAGAGAAUGAGCAAGCGGCUCUUUAUGCUAAUGGAUAUGUUCUUGCUUCCAGGAGGCUAUGGCAACUUGAGUAUUUAAGAAGAUUAGCUCAAGGAAGAAUGAGUGAGAUUUUUGGAGAUGAUACUUUUCUGAAGGAAAGAACGGUCCAUUAUGAUUCAGCGAUUCGCACUCUUGGAUUAACUUCUUCCUGUCAAUCACCAUAUCCACACAUGGCACCUUACAUACAGGGUAUAAAUGAUUACGCUUUGACACACAUUUUUCCUACUGAAUUCCAUUCAUUCGAUAUCAUCUUUCAGAACUGGACAGAGACUGACUCCUGAACUAUUGAGAAAUUGGUAAGAUUCUCAGGGGUUGGAGACUGGGGUGUUGAAAUUCUCAAAGAUUUCAGAACUGCUAUUACUCAGAACAAAGACCUAGUAACACAAAAUGCAGAUUCAGAAGAUAUGAGCAUUGGAGUUAUCAAUAAAGAAGAAUUUGAAGCACUUGGAAUCAAGAAUCAAUCAAAAAGCCCCCAAAAAGAUCCAAAUUUUCAAAAUUCUGCAGAAGCUUAUCUAAAAGAGACUAUUGAUAACAUUGUAAGAGAGAUUGAAGGAUUUGGAAUUAAUGGAGGCAGCUCCUGGGUUAUCAGUGGCGAACAUACUGCCUCAGGAAAGCCUAUUAUUGCUAGCGAUACUCAUACUGCCAAUACUCUACCAUCAGCUCUCUAUUUUUGGACGACAGAAUAUCCUAAUGGUAGAUUUAUUAGCGGAUCUACUGUUCCAGGAAUACCUUACUACUUGAAUUUUGUUACUGAGAAAGUUGCUGUGGCAGGAACUUCUAUUCCAGCAGAUACAAUAGAUAUCUACAAAGAAAAGAUUAUUGGAGACGAAUACGAAUAUGAGAACAAGCUCUAUCCCCUCACAACCAGAGAAGAGAUCAUUAAAGUAAGAAGUAAUGAAGAUGUUGUCCUGAAGAUUAACAGUACAAGGCAUGGCCCACUGAUGACAAAGAGUAUCAAGGCUCUAGCCAGUAUUUCAAAAUGGACCCCAGCUAUUCUACCAAGUGGUGAUUAUUCGUUCAAAUGGAUUGGAAGUCUAAGUCAAGAUGGAAGUUCUUUCGAUUCUCUAAGGGCUAUUAAUAAUGCUCAAUCAGCUGAAGAGCUACUUGACCUAAUCAAAGCUUCACCAAGUCUUAAUCAGCAUGUUAUUUUCUGUGAUAAUCUUGGAAAACACGGGAAUAUUGGAUAUGCUCCAAUGGGAUCAUAUCCCAAACGUAAAAAUGGUGAAGGCCAUACUAUUUCAAGAGGUUGGAUAAAUGAAAAUGAAUGGAACUCAGAUAUUCCAGCAGACUCAAAACCAUACCUUUUUAACCCAAAGAAGGGAUAUAUUGUGACUGGAAACAAUCCUAUUACUUCUCAGGAAGUCAACAGUGAAAUUUCUUCCUUUACGCUUGGAACUGCUCGAGCAUACAGAAUCACAGAGAUGGUAGAAGAAUUAAUUCAUACUAAAAGUGGAAAAAUCAGUUAUAAAGACGUCACAAAUAUCUUUGGAGACAAGAAGGAUUCUUUAUGUCCCAAGAAGAAAGAGAGCUUCAAGGCAGCUAAAGUCUUCAUGGAGGCGAAUAACACUCAAGAUAAAGAGGCUGAAGAGAUUAUUGAUAAGAUUGAUAAGUGGGAUUGCCAAUUCGAUAAGGACUUAUCAGAGCCUCUAUACUUAACCUUUUGGGAAUAUUUCUUCAGAAGCAGUUUUAUGGCAAAUAAAUUCAUGGACUAUCCGUCGGCACAUAUGAAGAUUUUCUCACAUCCUGAUUUUGAGAUGAACUACAUGAAUUUGUACAGUAAUAUCUCAGAGAAUCCAAACAAAUUUUCGCAAUAUUGUACUUCAUAUGCCAAUAUGACUACUCAUUCUUGUGCAGAGAAUAUGUACUGGGCGCUAAAUCAUACUAUUCGUUACAUGAAAAGAUUCCGCUCGUUAUCAACUCAAUGGGGUGAUCUACAUUUAAUCCAGUACAAUUCAUUAGCCUACACAAAUGAAUUCUGGCGUUCGCUUUAUAAUAAAGAAGUCCGUGAUAAUGGGAAUGGCAACACAGUAGCUUUCUCUUCAGUCAACUUUGACAGGUUUAGAGGAAGAUAUUCACAGAAUUUAUAUGACUUUCUGUUUGAUCCUCCAAAGGAAUUUGCUGCUGCCUCCUCUGUAGGCGCCAGAAUUGUCUCAACUAUGGAUGGCACUUUACAGUGGAGUUUGAGUACUGGAAUUUCAGAAAGUUUGCUCUCGGGUCAUUAUUUUGAUAUGAAUGCAGAUCAUAUAAACCAAGAAAUGACCAAUACUACUGGAAUCAAGGAAGUUAAGGAGAAAUGGCAGUUUAGAAUUAUUUUUGGCGAUCAUGAGGUUGAAAAGAAGGACGAUCUUUAA
Moneuplotes crassus is the source of this 2574-nucleotide messenger RNA. Lineage: Eukaryota; Ciliophora; Spirotrichea; Euplotida; Euplotidae. The record is from the annotation of a GenBank genome assembly.